Molecule: messenger RNA, 3342 nt
Organism: Centropristis striata (black sea bass)
Lineage: Eukaryota; Metazoa; Chordata; Actinopteri; Perciformes; Serranidae
Gene: clpxb
Product: caseinolytic mitochondrial matrix peptidase chaperone subunit Xb
Exons: 15
Coding region: 343-2217 (624 amino acids)
Biological process (GO): protein folding; proteolysis; protein catabolic process
Cellular component (GO): mitochondrial matrix
Molecular function (GO): ATP-dependent protein folding chaperone; ATP binding; zinc ion binding
Source: RefSeq, a predicted model, not a curated record
CAAAACGUAGCCGCCAUCUUGCUUUGACUGUUUACGCUGAUUAGUAAAUCAUUUAUGUUAGCUACUGUACCUAGAGAGCAUGCUAGCUAGCAGCUAGCCGGAUAAACCGACCUAGAUCAUAACAGCGUUACAUCACUUUGGAAAUAGCGGCCUAGAGAAGCAACGCUCACCGCUUCAUGUGUUAGGCGCUGUGACAUUAACACUUAGUGCAACACGCUGAGCUGUCAAACUACAACAACACGGCGAAAGCUACAGUGACUUUGCACAUUUAGUUUUCCAGAGGGGGGCUGUCAAGACGCGACUGGUUUCAUCGUGCUCGGAUUUUAAGCCAAACGCGGAGUUAUGUCCUGUCCGUGCACUUCGGCUGCCCGGCUGUUCCUAAAUACUGCCCACAGAGGAUUGUCCUGCUCCCGGAUCCAGUUGUUUUCUCUGAGUCGUCAGGGGUCUCGGGAAACUCAUUUACCUCCCCGGGUACGGGUGAGGUCGUUUUCAGAGACUGCUGUCUGCUACGCUGCUAAAGAUGGGACUACAAAGGACGGUGGAAGUGAUGGUGGAAAGAAAAGCAUCAGCGAGGGGAAGAGACUCUCUGGCUCUGGAGGAUCAGGCAAGGGGGGAAGCCAGCUACGCUGUCCUAAAUGUGGAGAUCCUUGCACACAUGUAGAGACCUUUGUAUCAUCAACACGAUUUGUGAAAUGUGAGAAAUGCCAUCACUUUUUCGUGGUUCUGUCUGAAACGGACUCCAAGAAGGGGCUAAACAAAGAGCCAGAAUCUGCUGCGGAGGCAGUGAAACUGGCAUUUGCACAGAAACCUCCCCCUCCUCCUAAGAAGAUUUAUGCUUACCUCGACAAGUACGUUGUUGGCCAGUCCUAUGCAAAAAAGGUGUUGGCAGUUGCAGUGUACAAUCACUAUAAACGCAUCUACAACAACAUCCCUGCUGGAAGUCGACAGCAGGUGGAGGUGGAAAAACAGCCCUCUCUAACACCGCGUGAGCUAGAGAUGAGAAGACGAGAGGAUGAGUACAGGUUCACAAAGCUGCUGCAGAUUGCAGGGAUCAGUCCUCAUGGAAAUGCUCUGGGGGCGUCCAUGCAGCAACAAGCAAGCCAGCAGGCCCCACAGGAGAGGAGGGGCGGGGAGGUCCUGGACUCCACACACACUGACAUUAAACUGGAGAAGAGCAACAUCAUACUUCUUGGUCCAACCGGCUCAGGAAAAACAUUGUUGGCUCAGACGCUGGCUCGUUGUCUGGAUGUUCCCUUUGCGAUCUGUGAUUGCACCACACUAACUCAAGCUGGAUAUGUGGGAGAAGACAUCGAGUCAGUUAUUGCCAAACUGCUGCAAGACGCCAACUACUCAGUGGAAAAAGCACAGCAAGGUAUUGUGUUUCUGGACGAGGUCGAUAAGAUUGGCAGCGUGCCUGGAAUCCAUCAACUGAGAGAUGUAGGAGGAGAGGGAGUCCAGCAGGGGUUGCUUAAACUAUUGGAGGGCACAAUCGUCAAUGUCCCUGAGAAAAACUCCAGGAAACUGAGAGGAGAAACUGUGCAGGUAGACACGACAAACAUUCUGUUUGUUGCAUCCGGUGCCUUCAACGGACUCGACAGAAUCAUCAGCAGAAGAAAGAAUGAAAAGUAUUUGGGUUUUGGAACUCCCUCCAACCUGGGGAAAGGGCGCCGUGCAGCGGCUGCCGCAGACUUGGCCAACACCAGCGGUGAGACAGACACAGUGGCAGAGAUCGAGGAGAAGGACCGGCUGCUGAAGCACGUCGAAGCCAGGGACCUGAUUGAGUUUGGAAUGAUCCCAGAGUUUGUUGGUCGUCUUCCUGUGGUUGUACCUCUGCACAGCCUGGAUGAAGAAACACUCGUCCGAAUCUUGACAGAACCACGCAACGCUGUUGUGCCCCAGUACCAGGCUCUGUUCAGCAUGGACAAAUGUGAACUCAAUGUGACUCCAGAUGCGUUGAGGGCCAUCGCCAGGAUGGCUCUGGAGAGAAAAACUGGAGCUCGUGGGCUCAGAUCUAUUAUGGAAAAGCUUCUCCUGGAGCCCAUGUUCGAGGUGCCACACUCUGACAUCAUGGCUGUUGAGCUGAACAAAGAAAUUGUCCAAGGAAAAUCACAACCCAGAUAUAUCAGAGCUCCAGCCAAGGAGUCUGCAGAAGAGGAAUACGACUCAGGCAUUGAGGAGGAGAACUGGCCUCGGCAGGCGGACGCUGCUAACAACUGAACCAUGUGUCACUCAUUUCACCUAAAGACAGUCUCUGAAUUCAUUAGAUCACUAUGAACCUCUGGAUACCAACUCUGGGUUUUACUAUAGAGUGUUUUCAUGAUGAACAAGUAAAGAGAGUGUAACAACCUUUGGUCCUGUGCAUCAGAUGUUAAUUAUCUAGUGGUGCACUCACAAGGUGGACCUUUAUAAAAUAUUUCAAUCUCUGGGGAUUGUUAACAUUUUUAUCUAUAUAAAGAUAAUGCAAUUUUAUUCAUAAAAGGAUUUGUAGCUAGUUUAUUUGUUUUCUCUUUUUGUGGUGAUGGGCAAGUAUGGCAAGGGAAGCAAAUUAUGGGAUCAUACUACACUUGAAAAGAAGUGGAGCUGAAAAGUGUCAUGUUACCAUGUCAAGUGAUGCCUUAUAUCAUAAGGGCAUAAUAUUCCAUGAGCACAUCAAUAUUUUGAUGUUUUCUUCCUUAUCACCAUUGUAAUAAUGGUGUUCACAGUAAAACUGGGGUGUAACGAGCUGAGGAAGCAUUUGUAAGCCGCUUGUAUGACAUGACCUCUAAUUAGAACACAUUGUGUAAUGCACCAGCACACUAAACAAAGCAGAUGAAAAAUAAUGGUGACCUUUUAAACAGCCAGAAUCGUUAUUUUUCAGUAUUUUGCUCCCUCUCGUAGCCCAUUCUUUAGGGAAUGUAUCUGCGUUUACUGACAGACCUCUUUAUGACAGGGCUGCUCUCUUAAAGCAGGCUUAGCAGGUAACUCUGAACUAUGAAUGAAGUAUCCUCUGAAGUUUCAUUUCUUGGUAGAUAUUAACCAACAUAAAGCACAUGAGUACUGACAUUCAAGCUUCAUUGUCCAGAUUUAUAUGCUAACCGGGUAGGAAAUCUCUUUCAACGUUGGCUGGAUGCCGCUUUAAACCUGCUCCGUCAGACGCCCCUCAGAACAGCACAGGUAUUUUUAAUUUCUUUGUGCAAGCCCCAGCGUUGGAAACACCUCACCGUUAGUGAUGUAAUAUCCUGUUACUAAAUGGUAUUUCAAUACACACAUCUGUAAUCAAGUAAAUGCUCUCUUGACUGAACUGAACCACGCUGCUGUACUCUUUACAAUGCUGUUUGUGCUAUAAAACGAGAUUAAUCUAGA